CUUUACUUCUUGAUACUCUUUGCGGCAGGUUUCUUCAUAUUUUCAUUUUCAUUCCACCACAGACACAUUUAAUCAUGAGCACCGAAAGCACAGCACCAGAAAACAACGCUACUGAAAACACCACAGCCAGUGCCUCGGCUGCAGCGCCAGCAACAGCUGGUGGUGGACAGCAGUCUCCGUCGCCUACGGUGUCUACCCCGCCGGCCUCCACCAGCACAUACCUGACUGAAACCUCGCAGCUGCCAAUCCGGACAUCAAACACACGGACGCACACACCGCGCACGUCACCAUACCCGACGUCACCGACGGCGUCACGGACGCUGAGCACAACGGGUGGUGACUUUGCCAACAUCCCCCGGGCAGCGCAGUACCACGCCGUAGGCACACCUGCGCGGCACCCUCUGGGGUUCCAGUCCGAGCCGAUGCAAUCGGAUGCGUCGACCGAGUCGGGCGACAGCGGUUCAGGCCACGCGUCACCGGUGGCUGAUACAGCGCCGAGACUACCUGGGUCGCCGGGGCGGGGCGGCAGCGGGCGGGCAGCGACUGGAGAGAGCGGAUUUCUGGCAGCGAUUGGCGCAGAGAGCGGGCGGCAGGCAGGUGGACGCAGCAUGGAUAGGCAGGAUGGUGGUACAUGCCCGAUAUGCCUGCAGACGAUCCAGGAGGCAUUCAUGGCUGUAUGCGGACAUUCGUUCUGCUAUCGGUGCAUCUCGCGGCAUCUGACCGAGCGGCGGAUGUGCCCUACAUGCCUACAGCCGCUGGAGCGUGACCAGAUCUUCCCAAACUUCACGCUGAACCAAGUCAUUGCGGAUGCUGGGUCGCUGGUGCAAUCGCCGCUGCACCGCACGUCGGACAUUUUGCAGCAGCUGCGCAGCUCGGUAGAGAACGGCUCACCCCUGGACCCUGAUGAUGUCGAUGCGCUGCUGGCAGUGCUGCAGCAAAAAAAGCAGUCGCUGCGCAGCUACGAGCGACAGUUUGAGAUGGCUACCAUGAGGCAGUUUCUGCUGGCGGCUCGCGGUCGCAAGGUCGCGUCGAUGGAAGUAUUGCGCAAGCAGCUACUGAUUGUUGAGGAGGACCUCGACCAUGUGACAGCACAGCUAGAGUCUGCUGCGCCAACGGGUGAGGGCAGCACGCAGUUUCUGCAGCAGCGCUCUGGUACGCAAGGCGAUGCCAGCGGCGUGCCGGUACCUAACGCGGUGACUGCUGACGACGGUUCGCUGAUCCCCGACGCACCGCGACGCGAUACUGACUCGGCGGAGCCGGACAGCAGCAAGGCAGGUGCGGGCGAGUCAGCACGGCCAAAGAACCGGCGCGUGGAGGAGCACUAUGAGGACUUGGAGGCGUUCUACUUUGACUCACGUAUGCGCGGGGCGGGUGGUGACGAGUCGCUGGACGAGUUCCUGGAUACGCUGACGACGUUUGCGCGGUACGAGCGGUUCGAGCCGGUGGCGACGCUGCGGUAUGGAGACAGCACAGCAAACACAGCCAUCGUGGCCAGCAUCGAGUUUGACAAGGAUGACGAGCUGUUUGCUGUGGCCGGAGUGACACGGAAAAUCAAGAUCUACGACUACAACAAUGUCAUUUCGCAGGCCGACACCUGGACAGACCUGGCACAGACUGCACAGCAGCGGCAGAGACAGCGACAGCGGCAGCGGCAGCUCCAGCGGCAGCGCAUGGCACAUGGUGGGCGGCAGGAGUGGUGGCACCGCGAGGGCGACGCAGCAGACGAGCCGGCGUUUGUGCCAACAGCGAUGCAGUAUCCGUCAGUGGAGUUCACAAACCGGUCCAAGAUUAGCUGCCUGGCAUUCAACCCGUACAUAAAGGCGCAGCUGGCGUGCUCGGACUACGACGGGGCGGUGACGCUGUGGGAUGUCGGCUCGAGCGUGCCGACGCUGAGCCUGGACGAGCAUGAGAAGCGCGCGUGGAGCGUGGACUUUUCUCGCACCGACCCAACGCGGCUGUGCUCAGGCAGCGACGACGGCAAGGUGAAGGUAUGGGCGACCAACCGCCGCGCAUCGGUGCUGACCAUCGAGGGCAAGGCGAACGUGUGCUGUGUGCGGUUCAACCCUCUGCAUGGCAACAUUCUGAGCUUCGGCUCAGCCGACCACAACGUGCACUGCUUUGACCUGCGCUCACCAAAGCAGCCGCUGUGCGUGCUGCGUGGCCACCGUAAGGCUGUGUCGUAUACGCGGUUCCUGUCGCCCGACGAGAUCGUAUCGGCGUCUACUGAUAGCUCGCUGAAGCUGUGGAGCCUGCGCUCGCAAGAGUGUGUACGCACCUUCACUGGCCACGCCAACGAAAAGAACUUUGUUGGUCUGACCACAUCCGGCGGUGAGUGGAUCUCGUGUGGCUCCGAGAACAACACCAUGUAUUCGUACUACCGCAAUCUCUCCAAGCCUGCUGUCGUAUACAAGUUUGGUAACUGCAACCCUGUCACUGGCGUUGAACAGCCUGAAGAUGACCCGUCGCUAUUUGUCAGCGCAGUCUGCUGGAAGAACAGGUCGAAUACUGUGCUUUCAGCCAACAGCCAGGGCAUCAUCAAGGUCCUGGAGCUAGCCUGAAUAACAAGAAGCUUCGUAAUUUAUAUCCGGUGUUACUCAUUCUACUUGUCUCCUAUAACAACGCCUUGCAGGCACUUUCAAAGUAUCCGCAAAUAUAGCUACGUGUUUGUUUUGCAGGAUAUACUGCCUUCUACCAGCAGACUAGGUUAGGCAACGCUGGCAUGUGCUCUUUCUUUUAUCGACAUCACUGUACUUUGUUAUUGUCGUGGACUUUCGUGUAGGCUCUGUUGACAUUCGGGGUCCAGAGUCCCCCUGCCUCACCAUAGACAAGGCCGAAACGCAUACGUACAAAGACCCAGACAGACAGCCAGCUUUCCUUCCUCCUUUCAGUCAUAGUUUUGAAAAGUUGUUUUUCCAUAUACCCGAUAACCACUCGUUCCCUAGAUUAACUGGCUCUAUGGA
This is a messenger RNA of Linderina pennispora, 2960 nucleotides long. Its product is annotated as WD40 repeat-like protein. The annotation marks the transcript as partial. NCBI's taxonomy places the organism in Eukaryota, Fungi, Kickxellomycota, Kickxellomycetes, Kickxellales, Kickxellaceae. Gene Ontology annotation, molecular function: ubiquitin protein ligase activity; protein binding. Gene Ontology annotation, biological process: proteasome-mediated ubiquitin-dependent protein catabolic process. The transcript has a single exon. The record is from RefSeq and is a predicted model, not a curated record.